Molecule: messenger RNA, 474 nt
Organism: Penicillium egyptiacum
Lineage: Eukaryota; Fungi; Ascomycota; Eurotiomycetes; Eurotiales; Aspergillaceae
Source: the annotation of a GenBank genome assembly
AUGGGUUACACGCACUACUAUGCCAUCCUUGUCUGGGAUACACCUGAAUGGCAAAAGGCCUGGGCCCAGCUCAUCCAAGAUGUCCCCAACAUCAUCAAAGAAGCCCGGGUUCUUCUCAGCGGCCCAACCGACGGUGAGGACAAGGUCACACCGGUGGUUGUAGACUCCGAGAAAGGCAUAUACCUGAACGGUAUUAGAGGACAUGCCCACGAACCAUUCAUACUGCGCAAGCCGGGCAAUUGGACUUUCUGCAAGACUGCUCAAAAGCCGUAUGAUGUGGUCCUUUCAUCUAUCCUUCUCAGGAUUUGGAUGCUGGCACCGAAGAACCUUGAUCUUGGCUCCGAUGGUGGCUAUGAAGACUGGGCCAAUGCGCGUAACCUCUGUGCCACCUUGUGGCCUGGGGAGCCUACCGAUUCCUUGUGGGCAAAGGGUGACGAGGGAAAUGACGUGGAGGUCGAAGAUGAAAGCAACUAG